AGAAGAAGAAGCAGAAGAAGGCGAAGAAGAACGCUACUCAGCCAGCUCAACUGCCUUCUCGAUGAAAUAAAAAUGACGAUGUUGACAACUACGAUGUUCUCAGUGCAGCUGCACUAAAAGUACAGCACUGGCUUCGACGAGGGGCGCUGGAUAUUGUGUAAAUCUACAUUUGUGACAAACUGUCGUUUUAGUGGAUCGGGAUAAACACUAUUUUCACAAGUUGAGAAGUGGACCGUAAUCCCUGCAAUGCCUCUGCUUUUUUUGGAGAGGUUUCCUUGGCCUAGCCUGCAGACCUACACCGCACUUAGUGUGGCUUUGCUUGCUGGCAGCCUCUUUAGUGCCUACAACACUGUGACUGAUCCCGGGUAUGGGGUCUUGGAAACUGAUGAAACACCAGUUCCAACUGAAGGGGAUCUGGAACAUCUAAACAAUGAUAUUAUUAACACAGAAUUGACAACCACUAUCCUGUGGUCUAUUGCCACUGACAGUCUCUUUGUAUGGGUAUUGGUCAACACAUUCUGCUGCUUGUUGAUGUUAAUUGCUAAAAUGAUUCAGUAUGUAGUGUUUGGCCCGCUCAGAGUUAGUGAGAAGCAGCACCUGAAAGAUAAAUUCUGGAACUUCAUCUUCUACAAGUUCAUUUUCAUCUUUGGGGUAUUGAACGUGCAGACGGUGGAGGAGGUGGUCAUGUGGUGUCUGUGGUUCUCUGCCUUGGUGUUCCUCCACCUCAUGGUGCAGCUGUGCAAAGACCGAUUUGAAUAUCUGUCCUUCUCACCCUCCACUCCCAUGAACAGCCAUGUACGAGUGCUUUGUCUGCUGGUCUCCUUGCUGUUGGAUUGCUGUGGGCUGGCUGUGGGCUGUGGUGGUCUGCUGGGAGCUUCCCAUGGCAUGCACACCUUCUCCUUUAUGGCAGCAGAGUGUCUGCUGGUGACUGUGCGCACUGGCCAUGUCAUCAUGCGAUAUGCCAUUCAUCUUUGGGAUCUGAACCACCCAGGGACCUGGGAGAGUAAGGGAACGUAUGUCUACUACACAGACUUCGUCAUGGAGCUGACCAUGCUCUUCCUGGACCUCAUGCACCAUAUCCAUAUGCUGCUUUUUGGAAAUAUCUGGCUGUCCAUGGCGAGCUUGGUUAUCUUCAUGCAGCUGCGGUAUCUCUUCCAUGAGGUUCAGCGCCGUGUCCGCCGACACAAGAACUACCUUCGUGUCAUCAACAACAUGGAGGCCAGGUUUGCAGUUGCUACUGCAGAGGAGCUGACAGCUAAUGAUGAUGACUGUGCCAUCUGCUGGGACACCAUGUUGACAGCACGCAAACUGCCCUGUGGCCAUCUCUUCCACAACUCAUGUUUGCGCUCAUGGCUUGAGCAGGACACCUCGUGUCCAACAUGUCGGACAUCCCUGAACAUUAAUGGGGACGGGGGCCAGGCGAGAGGCCAGCAGCAGGGCGGGGGCAUGGAAGACAACACUGGCCCGGUGGGAGCUGCUCCAGAUGCUUUACCACACAUCAACCAACACAAUCACUUCUUCCACUUUGAUGGAUCUCGCAUUGCCAGCUGGCUGCCCAGUUUCUCAGUGGAAGUCAUGCACACCACCAAUAUCUUGGGCAUUACUCAGGCCAACAACUCCCAGCUCAUGGCCAUGGCCCAUCAGAUCCAGGAGAUGUUCCCUCAGGUGCCCUCAUACCUGGUGAUGCAGGAUCUGCAGUUGACCCGCUCUGUAGAGGUCACCACCGACAACAUCCUGGAGGGACGCAUCCAGGUGCCUUUCCCGACACAGGCCAUAGAGCGCGCCCCCACACAGGCGAGCUCUUCGCCAGAUGAGCAGGACGGGUCCAGUGGAGCACCUGAGCAGGGCCUCAGCGAGGCGGACAACAUGGAGGUCCGAGGAAGUCGCUUCUCUAAGUCGGCCGAGGAGAGGCAGAAGAUGUUAAAGCAGAGGAAAGAAGAGAUGCUGCAGGAGGCACGCAGGAGAUAUGUGAACACUAGUCCAGAGGACCCGGAUGAGGAUCUGCCUGGACUGGAGGAGGACAUUGUUCCAGAAUUGAACUUGACUGUGCUGAGGCGUAGAACCAUGGCGGCAGCCGCAGAGAGACGCAUGCUAACUCAACAAGACCCCGCACCUUGAAACACGGAUUGGCUUCAGCAGAAGAGUACCGCAUCAUCACCCGCAAGAGGCACAGACAAAGCUAUUUCUACCCUCCCCCAUUGGUUCACAGUCAGUGGUUCAUCACCUCUUCAAAACAAGAAUUAAAAAGCAUUGCAAACAUAGCCUUUGGACUGGUUUGGCCUGCCUAAAUACGGCGGGACUGUUGUGAACGGCGUCUGCAUCACUGAUUCCAGAGUAUUUGGAAUAUCGUAUAAAUUGAUAGGGUGCAAGUCAAGAAAUGCAAGGUUGCAUUGCCCUUUAUUCAUGUGCCACACAUUGCAACCACCAGCUUCAGUCGGCAGUCGGUUUCUACCGUGAUUGGGACUGGCUGUCAGAAAUGAGCAUGCUUUGCAUUCAGAAGAGUCUUUUAUGAGUGGGGUGAGAAGGUGUCUUUACUAGAUAAAAGCUGUUUGGGUCUUUUAGUUUUGUUUUUCUUUUAUUAGACUUUAUUUUCACUUGUUUAGCAAAUAGUCUUCUGAAACCGCAGAAACUCAUCUGAUGUAAUUGUGUGUUCUUAAUUCAUGAGUUUCAACUGUGAAUUACGUGUAGGCAAAAAUAACAUGCUUUUAUUUCUUACCUUGGAGUAAGAGACUGUCACUGUCACUGUUCAGCCUUUCUGUCAAAUACGAAUGUUCCUAUCAACAUAAUGCUGCAAACAAAGUGUUUUUGACCCACGUGGGUUGUUCUGUAUGUAGUGUGUAAUAUACCACCCAUUGGUUUUGUUAUUAAACAUGGAGUGGGCGUGUGAAGCUUAGUUUUUCUAAUAAUAUCCCCUUGAGAUGCAUAGGCGACAAAGGGGAUGUAUUACAUUUUGUACAAGUACAAUGGCUGUCGUCCUCUCAGUCUUUCUGAAAUUGCCCUCUGAUAAUACGCAGUUCUCUCCGAGUCAGAAAAUGUUAUUUUCUACUAAAUACAUGUCGAUGGGGUCCGUGGUCAUCUGCGUCCAUCAUUUAGACUUGUUAUGCUCUGUGCAUUGUUAAGUCUGUGACAGCUAGACUCAAGAGGCUCUGUCCGUAGAAAAACAUUCUCAAGACUUGACAACAAAUCCAGUUGCCAUUUAACUCAAUAUUUCUGGAUAUUCAAUGACCUGAAUGAAAAUAGUUCUGAAUAAAUGUUCAGGGUGUUUUAUUAGUGCAGACUUUGUCUACUCACAUUGAGGAGUGCUUAUUCAAAAUUCUUAGUAGCAAGGAACAUAAUCAUCUGCUGCUCGAAGAUGUUAAUGCAGUAAUGUGCAGGAUUGUACCACAUGGACUGGGCCCUUGAAACACUUCUGGUAUUUUCAAAUUUCACCAAGUCUGUAGCUGGUUGAGGCAUAUCAAUGGACACAAAGAUGGAGACUGUAUUAUAUGCGUUUUGAUUUCUUGUUUGAGGUGAGAUAUGCAUGAAUCUAGAUGCUUAUGUUUCCUUCCACUUUAUCCCAAAGAGCGGCCCACGAACUUCCACUAAAGGCUGAAGUAUUGUGAUCUUUAUUUAGUGUUCAUUUUAUUGCUCAAACUCUGUUUUGGUGUUGUAAGAAGAUGCAAUAUAGGAUUUUAAUUUCAGAUUUUAACGUUUGUCAAAAUGUAAAAAGAAUUGGACAGUUUUUAUUUUCACAUCAUUUCAUUCAGUUAUUUAACAGCUUUUGAUAUCUAUUGUAUAUUUUCCUCUUCAUGGGGUUCCUUCAUAACCAUUACUUUAUUUAAUCAAAGCUGAAAUAAUUUUUUUGGACUGAGCUUUCCUGUAUUUUUGUGCCUAAAUCAAGAAUGGUUCAGUUAUGGAUAAUUUCUGUAAAUCUAGUUUUUGUAAAUUAUGUUUAUACAAGACUCAAUAAACGGAGCUUCUACAGCUUUUUGACAAGA
Messenger RNA from Anarrhichthys ocellatus (wolf-eel), 3977 nucleotides. RefSeq names its product E3 ubiquitin-protein ligase AMFR. The record is from RefSeq and is a predicted model, not a curated record. The transcript is spliced from 14 exons. Gene Ontology annotation, molecular function: ubiquitin protein ligase activity; ubiquitin binding. Gene Ontology annotation, cellular component: ubiquitin ligase complex; endoplasmic reticulum; cytosol. Lineage: Eukaryota; Metazoa; Chordata; Actinopteri; Perciformes; Anarhichadidae. Gene Ontology annotation, biological process: endoplasmic reticulum unfolded protein response; protein K48-linked ubiquitination; ubiquitin-dependent protein catabolic process. The coding region runs from base 247 to 2118 and encodes 623 amino acids.